AUGGCUAAUAGAUCGGUCGGGUUAGCUGAUAGGUCCGGUGGAGGACAAGGAGCAUUGGCAAACGGGGUGCGUGCCACUUCCGCUUUCACGCCCAUCAUGCCGCUUGACAGGCCUGGACAAUGGAAUUAUGUGAACCCGGACCGGAAGUUUCACGAAGUAUGUGGCGACAACAUUUGCCCGUCUCAAGUGCGAGGCAUGGACUUUUUGCGGGAUCCACGCCUCAACAAACGCGGAAUUGAAUGCGAUUUGGAUGGUGCCGGUUUAUAG
Notodromas monacha is the source of this 267-nucleotide messenger RNA. The record is from the annotation of a GenBank genome assembly. NCBI's taxonomy places the organism in Eukaryota, Metazoa, Arthropoda, Ostracoda, Podocopida, Cyprididae.